AUGAACGUUAGACAAGCUACCGUCGAGGACAUGAUUUACAUUCAAAAUUGUAACUUACUGGAUCUUCCAGAGAACUACCAAAUGAAGUAUUACCUUUAUCACGCUUUAUCUUGGCCUCAAUUGUCCUUUGUUGCUGAAGACGAAAGUGGCAAGGUGGUUGGCUAUGUUUUAGCUAAAAUGGAGGAAGAGCCUACCGAAGUGCCUCAUGGUCAUAUCACAUCUUUAUCUGUGAUGCGUACUUAUAGACGUUUGGGUCUUGCCCAGAAAUUAAUGACGCAAGCUACCAUGCAAAUGGCUCAAGUCUUUGGAGCUCACUAUGUAUCCUUACACGUACGUAAAACCAACCGUGCUGCCAUCGGUCUCUACAGAGACACCUUGAAGUUUGACGUGCAUGAUAUUGAAAAGAAGUAUUAUGCUGAUGGUGAAGAUGCUUUAGCCAUGCGUUUGAAUUUGAAGGAACCUAAGCCUAUCAUUCGUGGUAUUGUUGAAGAAGUGAACCAAGUUGUUGCUCAAUAA
Molecule: messenger RNA, 516 nt
Organism: Mucor mucedo
Lineage: Eukaryota; Fungi; Mucoromycota; Mucoromycetes; Mucorales; Mucoraceae
Product: acyl-CoA N-acyltransferase
Exons: 5
Coding region: 1-516 (171 amino acids)
Biological process (GO): N-terminal peptidyl-glutamic acid acetylation
Cellular component (GO): NatA complex
Molecular function (GO): protein N-terminal-serine acetyltransferase activity; protein-N-terminal-glutamate acetyltransferase activity
Source: RefSeq, a predicted model, not a curated record